CUUAGCUUUGCGUGCGUGCGUGCGUGCUUGUUUUUACUGUUUGGGUAUUUUUGUUGCUUAAGAUGUUGUAGUUCGUUUCAUUUUCACUUUCUCCACUUGCAGCUGAUUUAGCAGGAAAUGCACGGGGGCACAGAGCCUGCUCGUUGUUUGAAAUCCUAAAGUCGGGCCAAGUUCUGAAAGGUCAUAAAACUUCACCGAACGUGAGGGGAUCGGCAGCUAAUGGCUGCAAAAAGUCUUCUCGUGCAGGUCCGUGGGCUCCCUGAUAAUUUCGAGGCAGUGGAGUCGAAGUUACAGUUGUAUUUUAUGAAUAAGAGGAAAUCGGGAGGUGAAGUAUUGGAGAUUAGAAGGCACCCCACGGACAACCGAAAAGCUCUGCUGGUGUAUCAGGAUGAGAUAGGAAGAAAUAAAGUGCUGUCCAAAGAAGCUCAUCAUGUAGACUUUAAACAGUUUGGAACUGUGCAACUCUUUGUUGAAUGUUUUAUAAAUGAAGAUGCAAAUCCAGAACGUGGUGAAAAGGAAAUUGGUUCAUCAACAAGCAAGGAGAGUAGUGAUAUGGAUGACGUUGUUGACCUCACAGAAGAUUCGCUGUUUUUGUUGUGCCGCACUGAUUCUGAAUCAUUUAAUGAUGAAAUCCUCAAGCUGCACUUUGAACAGUUCUGUGAAGAGCUUCAUAUUCAAAGAGAGGAUACAAACAAAUGGAUACUCAAAUGUGCCAACCAAGACGAUCGGGAGAAGAUCCUUUCUUGCAAAGCGCACAAAAUUGGAGAAAUACAUGUUUUUGUUGAGCUGCUCAAUAAUAAAGCACACCGAGGAAAAUGUGACCCCAGAAGGUUCAUUGUGACAGGAUUUAGUCUAGACUGCAAGAUCAGCCAUAUUGAAGUCUACCUCAAAAGCUGCAGUCAUGGUGCAGACCUCUGCUUUGACAUUGUGGAUAAAGGACAUAAAUUAAUAGUAACAUUUAAAGAGGAUAUCGACCGAGAAGCCUUUAUUAAGAAAUGUUCCAAGAAGACGUUCCUCAACAAAGAGAUCUCAGUUUUUCCUCUGCAGUACUCCAACUCUGUAUUGGUUCUGGGAGAUGUUGACCAAAUCCAGUUGGACGAGGUGAAGCUCUACUUUUCAGAUACUAAGAGAAGCAAGGGCGGUGCAAUAAAGACAGCGGCGCCUGAUCACAAAUCUGGUGGUGUUGUUCUAACGUUUGAAGAUCAUCACGCUGCUCAGCAAGUGGCUGGACAAACACAUGAACUGCAUGGCACUUCUUUCCAGGUCUACCUCUACUAUGAGUCUUUCCAGCAGCCAUUAACAGGAAAAACACAUCUGUCAAACCUUCCCAGAAAUGUACAUAUCCCAGUGGAACCUGUUCUUUUGGAUUAUAUUUUGCACAAAAAGAAAAUCAGGGAAGAGUUGGAGGAGAGUCUACAGCAUAUUUAUUGCAAAGUCAUCUUUGAUGAAUUGCCGGAUGAAUGCAAUAUCAUUCUACAAAGCUCUUUUGACCAGGACACGCUGCUGGCUUACAAUGUGGCUGACAACUGGAAAGAAGAUGUUAGCACAAUGGUGCAAUCAUUUCUGAAGAGAUAUCCUACUCAGGUGUUUACAGUCGACAGAGACAUAUGGGAAGAGGUUCAGGCUAAGUGCCUAGCUUUCAACUUCUCUGAUCUGAGUAUUUACUGUAAACAGUCUGCUAACCAAGUUGUUGUUGUCGGGGAAGAAAAUCAGUUAGCUCGUGGAAGAGAUGCAAUAAGUAAUGUAAUAAAAACUGUCCAAGAGGAGUUUGAGGACAAAAGAAAUGCUAUUGAGGAAAAGAUUGUUUUAAAUAAUUCAGAUGAGCUUGCAUUCUUAUUAAACUUCGUCUAUGAGCAUCUUGGAGAGGUUGAGAGCAAAAUUGACGAGAUUGCUUUAGCAAUAAUUAUUAAAGGACACCGAACAAAAGUUGAAAAAGCUAAAAAAGCCAUUGAGAUGACCCAGUCUGCUUUGUGCACUAAGAGCUUAGAUUUCUCACCUAAUACUGAGGCUGUUUUAAGAUCAAUUGAUUUGGAAUUAUUCAAAUUUAACUAUUUCUUUAAGAAUAGCAUUAAGGCUACAGUUCUGCUGGUCAAAGAUGUCAAAAUCAUGGCUGUCCAGGAAGACUUACCGAAAGCAGUUGAUCUUAUUAAUGAUCUUUUUAGCAGUGAAGUGAUUACGCUGUCAUCUGAUCAAGAGAAACUGACCGAGGAAGAAGACUGGAAAGAGUUUUUUAGUGAUCUUGAAAAAGAAAUGGACUCCAAUAGUGCAGAACGCAGGAUUAGUAUUACAUUCUGUCCUCCAGAAAUAAGGCUAGGUGGCUUCUCAAAUGCCGUCACAGAUGCUGCAAAGAAGCUGCGAGGUUAUCUUGACAAUAAAAGGCCUGUCACUGAGAUCAUUCCUCUAAAGUAUAUACGUGCAGUUGAAUUUGUAGAGAAUUGCAUAAAACUCACCAAUAUUCCAGAAAUUAUGGCUAUGGAUGUCAGCAUAUUGUUCAGCAGAAAUAUGACCUUUCCAUGUCUUAAAGUGAGUGGCGUUCCGAACGUCCUAAAGAAUGCUGUGGCGCUGGUUAAAUCUCACAUUGAUGGCAUUGUGUCAGAAACGUACACGUACGACAAAGCAGGAGAAUCAAAAGUCCUUGAAAAGCACCGUGUUUCCCUCCAGGCUCAGGCAAAAGACCUAGGCUGCAUGCUAUGGCUGAACUGUUCAACAGAUGCAAGCAAAAUGUCACAUGUUUGUUCGCAAAUCUGGAAUUCUUUCCAUUUUCAGAUCAUACAAGGUGACAUAAGAAAACAAAAUGCUGAUGCUUUAGUGUGUCCUUUAAAUGGCAAUUUGACUUUUGACAACCCUUUGGCUAUGGAUCUUCAUACUUCAGGUGGAGAUGAAAUUAAGCAAGCAUGUGAGGAGUUACUCAAAACUAAAAAGGUCAUAGAAGUGGGCACGGUGAUUCUAUCUAACCCAGGAAAGCUGCCUUUUCAAAAACUUCUCUUUGCUGUGACACCAAUAUGGGGAAAGUGCAAUUAUGACUUUAGGGGAAAACGCAAAGAGGAAAUCUACCUGCAGGCUUUAGUUCAGCAGUGCUUGAAAACUGCAGAAGAGGAGAAAUGUGCUUCAGUUGCACUGCCUGUGCUCGGACACGGACAAUUUGGCUUUCAGCUCGACUGCAGUGCUAGAGUUUUAACAGAGGCAAUUAAGGAGUAUUGUGAAAGUCAGCAGAACACCUUCCACAACCUGAGGGAGAUCUUUGUAGUUGAUCCAGAUGUUGGGACGAUUGAAAAAUUCAACAGCAUGAUAAAUGAUGUGGUCAGUAAAAAAGAAGCCAACAAAGUUCAAGACGGCACUAGAGAUCAGUCUGCAGCAGUUGCAGCUACGCCAUGCCCAACAAUCAGUGUAGCUGGGUUUCCAAUUAGCCUGACAAUUGGAGACAUCACAAAAGAAAAUGUGGACGCCAUUGUGAAUUCAACCAACAGCACACUAGAUCUUAAUUCAGGUGUUUCUGGAGCCAUCUUGAAAGCUGCUGGAAGUGCUGUUAAAGAUGAGUGCAAGACGCUGGGUGCUCAACCUGCUGAUGGGGUAGUUUGUACUGGUGGUGGAAACCUCAGCUGUAAGCACAUCAUCCAGAUGGUUGGCCCAACUACAGCAGCUGGAAUUACCUCAUCUGUGGAAAAGGUUCUGGAAGAGUGUGCAAAAAAGAACUUAACUAGCGUUUCCUUCCCAGCAAUUGGAACAGGUAAAGGGAACAUUGCACCUUUAGACUCCAUUAAGGCAUUUCUAAAGGCAGCGGAAAAUUAUUUUACAAAAUCGCCUUCCACAAGCCUUAAAUCUGUGGCAAUUGUUGCAUUUGAGCAAAACAUCUAUGACUCUUUUAAGGAAUAUUUUAGUCAACAAAUCCAGCAGUCAAGUGGGACAACCCAGGUAUCAGAUCCUCAGAACACCUCUGGACCUCCCACUGUGUCCAUUCCAGGCUGUCCUAUCAUCGCCAUUGAAGUGAAGAUCUGCAAUGUCACUGUGGCUGUAAAGAAAGGAGACCUCGCAUUGGAGACUGUCCAAGGGAUUGUCAACACAACCAACAAGACUUUCAACUCGACCAAAGGGGUAUCGGGAGCCAUCUUUAAAGCAGCCGGAAGCUCUAUUCAGGAUGAGUGUAAAAAACUCGGCAGUAAUGCAACAGUGGACUUUGUGCUGACCAGUGGCGGCUCACUCAAUUGUGACUUCAUCAUACAUUUAGCUGGGCCCAAAACCAUAAGUGAUGUGACGUCUAAAGUGGAAAAGGUGCUUCAGGAGUGUGAGAAGCAGCAAAUCUCGACACUGUCUGUUCCUGCCAUUGGGACAGGAGGAGGAACAUUAAAAGCCCAGAAUGUCAUUAAUGCCAUGCUACAAGGAUUUGAAAAUCAUUUAUCCAAACAGACCUCAUCGUUCCUCAAGCUAAUAUAUAUCGUUGUGGACAAGGACAACAUCUUGCAGGAUUUUGUGACUGGAAUAAAGCUGUGGAGUAUUACCCGAUUCCUUUUAAAGGAAAAUGUAAUGAAGAGCGCCACUGCCAGCAAUGACGAAGAUUCAAAGUCGGACACUGAAGAUGCAUCAAACACGUCCACCAAUAUCGAAAUAAAAAUCGGAACUGUAAAGUUGCAAGUAGAGGUGGGAGAUCUCACUUCUGAAAGUACGGAGGCAAUUGUGAACAGCACCAACACUACUUUGGACCUUUCAUCUGGAGUAUCCGGAGCAAUUCUGAAAGCGGCUGGGCAGUCUGUAGCAGAUGAGUGCAAGAGUUUAGGUGCUCAGUCAAAUGAUGGUGUGGUGAUUACCAAGCCAGGUAAUCUGACGGUGAAGCACAUAAUACACAUGGUAGGACAAACCAAUAUACCAGCUAUUGCCAAAUCAGUGGAAGCAGUUCUGAAACUGUGUGAAGAAAAGAAGAUUACAUCAGUCUCGUUUCCAGCCUUAGGAACAGGGGCAGGUAACCUUCUCGCAUCUGAUGUUGCCACUGCCAUGAUUGAUGCGAUUCGUAACUACAGCACAUGCCACAAGAAUCCUUCAGUCAGGCUGGUUCGCGUUGUGAUAUUUCAGCAGAAGAUGAUGCUCGAUUUUGAGGCAGCUGUAAAGAAAUUUAAAAGAAUUGUUGCCGGGAUUAAAGGACAGGCAGAUGGCAUCUCCAAAAGAACACCCGAGAACGUGCCCACUAGGUACCGUCUCAAGUCUUUUCCUAUCACCACUGUUGAAGUAUAUGGUCGUAAUAAAGAUGACCUCUCAAAGGUAAGGAAAUGCAUUGAUGACCUGAUCAGGGAGGAGUGCUGCACCAACACCUUUGAUUCCGAAUACAUUCGCCAUUUACUGGGCAACGAACAACAAGAGAUAUUGACCAUGAGUGAGACAAAGCAAAUUGAAGUUGAUAUUCAGGCAAGCAAAAUAUCCGUCACUGGGAAGCGGGAUGAUGUGCUAGAGGCUGUUGUAACAAUCAAUAAAUUCCUUCAAAAUGCAAAAGAGAGAGAAGCCAGAAAACAGGAAGAAGAAAGAAUACAGAAAAUUGUCCAAUGGGAAACUGUUGGCAAGAAGGAGAAAGUAGUGGAAUCGAGCAUCAACUAUGACUUGGAGCUGGCCUACCAAAAAAAGGAGAAAUCCUUCACUUAUGAGAGAAAAAGAAAAUAUUACAAUGUGGAUCUGGAGAAGAUGAUACAGACAAAUGCAAAGGGAAGAGUGAAGAGAAUUCGACGAGUGCCUCUGACCGAUCCUGACACAGCAUUAAUUGAACUUCCAGAAAUGUGGACAGACAAACAGAAUCCUUUCAGUAUAGUGGUGCUACCCACAGACUCGGAGGAAUACAAAAAUAUCUGCAAAGAAUUUAUGAAGUCAUGCCAGUAUUUUAUGACAAAAAGCAAAAGAAUCGUUCAAGUGGUUCAGAUUGAAAGAAUCCAGAACAGAGACCAAUGGGAGAAGUAUGCCGUGAAGAAAAAGGCAGUGGACAGGAAGUACCCCAAUGAUCAGAAUGAAUGCAUUCUGUACCAUGGAACCACCAAAGAAAUUUGCCAGAAAAUUAAUAAAAAUGGUUUUAAUAGAAGUUUCUGUGGAAGAAAUGCUACUAAAUUUGGACAAGGGACCUACUUUGCUAAGGAAGCGUGGUACUCUUGUGAGGAUCAAUAUUCAAAUCCAGACGAGAAUGGACUCAAAUACAUCUACAGAGCUCGUGUCAUCAAAGGGAAGGCUUGUCAGGGUUCUUCUCACCUAAAAGAGCCAAGUCCUGUGAAUCCUGGGAAUCCAAACUCGGACCUCUGUGACUGCGCUGUGGACAAUCUAAAUAACCCUUUCAUAUUUGUCAUAUUUUGUGAUUUUGGAGCAUACCCAGAUUACCUGCUCACUUUUAAAACUCUGUAAGCUGAGCCUCCUGCUGCUCAUUGUAGCUCUUCUAAAUACAUCAUGAAAGGUAACAAACAGUUUCUAGUAAAGAAUCUCCUUUGUUAAUAAAUCACACAGAAAACACCCAAGCUAUGAAAUGUAAGGGACAUGGCAUCAAGGCAUUAAUUGCUAAAAUGUAAAUUGUACUACUGCCAAAUAAACAACAAAAAAAAGGGGAAUUGCUGGGAACGCUGUUCAUAGCGCAAAAUAAAAUGUCUCCAAAUGAA
Molecule: messenger RNA, 6614 nt
Organism: Polypterus senegalus (gray bichir)
Lineage: Eukaryota; Metazoa; Chordata; Cladistia; Polypteriformes; Polypteridae
Gene: parp14rs3
Product: poly(ADP-ribose) polymerase family member 14-related sequence 3
Exons: 26
Coding region: 220-6366 (2048 amino acids)
Biological process (GO): negative regulation of gene expression
Cellular component (GO): cytoplasm; nucleus
Molecular function (GO): transcription corepressor activity; NAD+ poly-ADP-ribosyltransferase activity
Source: RefSeq, a predicted model, not a curated record